GGAACUGGGAGUGGCCAGAGUGAACUGAGAGAGAGUGACAGGCAGGUGAACAGAGUGAGCCAAUUAGCACCAACCACAGGAAGAGUGGGAGAGGGAGAGGAGAGGUGGACCACGGAGUGGUUAACCUCAUGACAUCACAAGCUGCGAGCUGAUUGGCUGCUGCCUGAGGCUUGAGGGUUUAUAAGCCAACCAGGAGCCUCACCAUCAGCACAAGCAUCACUCAGCAGAGAACGACAUCAAGGGAAACUCAGGAGAUAAACUCUAGACAGACCACGUCUAUCUGCUUCUGCUCCAACAACCUACAGCCGCUGAACUCCUGAAGCUUCCUCCCUGUGCAAACAAGAUACCAAACUGUGACACAAUGAAAGUGGCCGUUGUUUUCGUUCUGCUCUUCGCCACGGUUCUCUGCCGGCCGGCGAGAAAAGUUCCUGCCAGCAGUUCAGAGAGCUCUGAGGAAGUGGUGAGACGACCAGAAGCCCCGCCGGCAGAGGUUCCUGCAGCUCCUGUUCAGAACUUUGCUGCAGCAGCCGGCUCAGACGAGAGCACAGAGAGUUCAGAUGAAGACGUGCAGGCGGCAGCAGAGGCUCCAGUAGAAGUCAAAUCCGAAAUCACGGACACAACUUCAUCCCCAGAUACAGCCACUGUCGACAGCCAGGACAGUGAAGACAGCGAUGAUGAUGAUGAUGAUGCAGAGGAGAGUGAAACCAAGGAGGAUGAAGAUAGUGAAAGCACAGAGUCAGGCGAGUCCUCCAGCCCCGCCCCUGUCACCGUCACCCCUGUGAUCGUCACAGAGGAACCCGUUGCUGAAACCACUGCUGAGCCCAUCGUGCCCACCAUCGUCACUGACAUGGAAAUGGAAACCGCCCGCGGCGACAGCUUGGGAGGCUACCCCAGCGACUACAAGUCCAUCAUCUACGUGGAGGACAAAUCCUACCACAAGGUCCCCGCUCCCUACAAGUCCUACGAGUAUAUGGGCACAGGAAAGAAGAUGGCCUACGACAUGACGGAGGGCAAUGAGGUGGACAAGUCACUGAAGGUGUACAAGGCUAUUCAGGUCCACUCCGACCUCCUGGAGGAGGACACCAGCACCCCUGAGGUGGAGAGCCAGGGCCUCGACAUCUCCGCCAGCACCACUCAGGACCAGGACCUCAGCCCCCGCCAGGCUCCCCUCCCAGAGGAGGAGGAGAGCGCAAGCACCAGCGACGCCACCACCAGCGACGCCACCACCAGCGAGAGCGAGAGCUCCAGCACUCCGGAGGAGGAGGAGGAGAAGCAGAGUGACAGCUCCGCCAGUGCAAGCACCAGCCAGGAGUCGGAGGACGAGGACAGCCAGAGCAGCGAGGAGACCACUGCCACGCCCGGAGCCGCUGACAGCGAAUCAGAUGAGAGCACCGAGAGCGAUUCAGAUGAGAAGGCGGCAGGACAAGCCACCACCACUGACAUGCCAGUGGUCAUCACUGCCAAAUAGAUGAUAAUUCCUUGAAAGGGGAAUGGGGGGCUGUGUCAGAAAGGGUCACAUAAAGAGCACACGCUGCAUCCAGGUGCAAAUCACUCCCCCCUCCCCCAGAGCCACUUCCCACUCUGGGGCCAAACAGGGACCACCAUGCCUAAAUAUUAAUGAUUUCAAUAUGUUCAGACAAUAUUUCUGUGAUUAUUUGUGCAUCUUUUGGGAAACAGAAAUGCUUUUCCUUCUGGAUUGUAUUUAAAUAAACCAAUAACUCCUGCAUCCUGUGGUCUGGUUGCCCUGCUAGAUUCCCAUGUUUGACCCCGCAGAGGAAAAGUGGUAGGAUGUUGAAACAGACGACUGCAACGUAGAGGUUGACUGACCUCAUGACUUUUGUCCUCUACCCUCUCUAACUGAAGGGUUAAAGGUCAAAACUGGAAAAGAACAUAGAUACAAAGUUGAGUCCUGAUAUCUACACUCGCACAUCACUACAUUUAACCAUUACCUAAUAACUGCAACGUGCAAACUUACAUUGUUUUUGUGCUUAUAAGACAAGAGCAAAAAAGUGCACCGUUUAUUUAAGUACUUGUAAUCAUUUCAAGCAUGAUAUAAUUUAAACUUGACAUUAAGCCAUACAUUUGCUGCCUGUAUGGCUUAGCUUAGUUGCUCGCUAGUAUCAAACCUGCUGGUGUAGAUAAAAGGAUUUAGACGGAGAGAAACCCCCAUCUAUCAAAGGGUUCAAUCCGGUAUAGAUACAGUACACACAACACAUUCCUGUUCAUUUGCACAAUUACCUACCUGAACAUGUUGUUU
Messenger RNA from Anoplopoma fimbria (sablefish), 2257 nucleotides. It is a transcript of the gene spp1, whose product is annotated as secreted phosphoprotein 1. Gene Ontology annotation, biological process: ossification; cell adhesion. NCBI's taxonomy places the organism in Eukaryota, Metazoa, Chordata, Actinopteri, Perciformes, Anoplopomatidae. The transcript has 9 exons. The record is from RefSeq and is a predicted model, not a curated record. The coding region runs from base 362 to 1468 and encodes 368 amino acids.